AUGAAAUCUCAAGUAACAAAUUAUCGAUAGAAAAGUUUAAGUUUAUAGGCACCAUCAUCUUUUCUUAUUAGAACUGAAUAAAACAUAAAUAAAACAUUGAUUGCACAUCAUUAUAAUCUUCCGUUGAUAUCCUAAUAAUAAAAUGAUAGAUAAGAUCAAAACUAAAAAAUCAAAAUGUUCUAACACAUUUAAGAUUUCAGUAAUAUCAAGAAAGGUCUUGAAAUAAUAGAAAAUUAUGAAAAUUAAUAAAAUUUUCGUAAAGUGACAGAUCGAGAGGAAUACAGAAGUCUUUAAGAAAAUAGAUAGAUUGUAGAUUAUAUAAAAAGCUAAAAACAAAGAUAUGAGGAUUUGAUUGAAAGUAAUUUGGAUAAUUUGAGAAAUUUAGAAGGAAUGUAAUUUAAUCUCAGCACAAAUUUAAAUGAAUAAUCAUCUUUUAGAAAAGCUUUAUUAAAAAAAAAGAUACUAUCAUUCAAACCAAAUAAAAUACAUUCAAUAAAUUUAAAUACAAUAGAGGAUGUUGAAAUGUAAAAAAAUAACCAACAAAUAAUUUUCACAUAAAGAUUUAAAUAAAAGCUUAGGGAAGGGGUUAAAUAAUAGAAAACCAAAAAUUAAGGAAUAAAUCUAGAAUCAAGCCUAAAGGAUUCUGAAGAAGAAAGAUGUAAAACGGUGAAUUCUAGAAAUAAAAGACCUUCAUUAUAAUUAAAAAUUUGGAAUAAUAUUAAUUUAAAUAAAUAGAGUCAACCCAAAUUUCAACUUAGAUUUAGAAAUAAAAAAUUUAGAAUUAUAGUGAUUGUUGUGUUUGCUAUAUUAAAAUUAUCAAAAAAAUAUAAGUAAUUAAAUAUAUAUAUUAAAUUAAGAAAAAUAUUGGAAAAGAGAAAGAUAGCGAAUAAGCACUUUUAGGCAUAAGAAGAGUCUCAUAUAAAAUUUAUUAAUUUAUUUGGAAUUUAGUAACACAGUAUAUAGCAUAGAAAAUUUGUAGACUUAUUAUUCUAAAAGAUUCAUAGAAUAACUAAAGAAUAGACAUAUCUUUAAGAAUGCUAAAAUAUUAAAAGUAUGAGAGUUGAAAUAAGACAAGAUGUUUAAAAAUAAAGGUUAUGUUUUUUGAUAAAGAUAUUAUUUUAAGAUUUAGAAUUAAUAACUAGAAAAAAUAUAAUACCACCAUUUAUAUUACAUUCAUUAAAUUUAUGUCUUUUUUCUGGAAAACAUACCUAAACAAGUUAAUUUGUAAUAAAUAGGACUAAAUUUUAUUCAAAAACAGUUUAUUCACUUAAUUCUUAAUAAAAAGUAUUAAUUGCUUUAGAAUAUCUUAUUUUUACUAUUAUUGCACCAAAUAUAUUAGAUAUUGCAAAUGAAUUAGAUUAAAAAAUUUAAGAUUGUUCUAUUAUAACUCUAUUUUAUUUUAUUGCUUUUACUGGCGUGCUAAUGGCUAUAUUUACAAAAUAAUUCGAAAAGUUAAAUAAAAUUCAAAAUUCGAAUAUAAAACCCAUUUAAAGAGUUAUUCAAUUAAAAAAAAAUAAUUAAGGUUUUCCAUGUUUUGCUAUUUUCAGUGUCAAUAAUAAAAUUGAUGAAAAUGAAAAUAAAAUCAUUAUAGGAGGCUUUGAGUAUUCAGCAAUUAUAGAUUUAAUUUAAUCUAAACCUUUUUGGACAGUGUAAAUUUCUAAAUUAUUUUCAAAAAUUGUUUCCAACAUUGGAGAUCUAAUAGACAUAACCAAUGUUUAAUGA
This is a messenger RNA of Paramecium sonneborni, 1722 nucleotides long. The record is from the annotation of a GenBank genome assembly. NCBI's taxonomy places the organism in Eukaryota, Ciliophora, Oligohymenophorea, Peniculida, Parameciidae.